CCACGGUGUCGGUCAGACUCGGUGAGGCUGUGCUCCAACAAGUACGGUGAGCGCAAUUCAGACGAACGUUUUAAACAGGUUAUAGACUGAGCCUGGCUGUAGACUGACCACGGAGAGGGGAGCUUUUAGAGGUGGUCGUCUGGUUCCUAUCACCGCCGCCAUGAGCAGCUCUGGCUCGCAGGAGCAGAGGCUUACUGUUUUGGGAAUGGAGGCGCACACUUCAGGGCGACCCAUCUCCAGGAAGAGGAGGAGAGAGGGAUCAAACGGAGAUGCAGAGGAAGGCGAGAGGGUGCUCAAGCUGAAACGCCACACUUUGGGUUUAAGCGAUCCAGCACCCUACGCAGACCAGCUCGAUUCACUGGAAGACAAGCCAUAUAAACGAGUCAGCAUGGACGAGGCUAAAAGAGGAACACCAUCUGACCGGCCGGUGAGGGUGUACGCUGACGGCAUCUUCGACAUGUUCCACUCAGGACACGCCCGCGCCCUCAUGCAGGCCAAAGGGCUCUUCCCAAACACGCACCUCAUCGUGGGCGUGUGCAGUGACGAGCUGACACACAAGCUGAAGGGCUUCACAGUGAUGAACGAGGAGGAGCGCUACGAUGCAGUUACACACUGCCGCUAUGUGGACGAGGUGGUCCGCAACGCUCCAUGGACCCUCACACCAGAGUUCCUCACUAAACACCGCAUUGACUUUGUAGCCCAUGAUGACAUCCCAUAUUCAUCUGCAGGGAGUGAUGAUGUUUAUAAGCACAUCAAGGAGGCUGGAAUGUUUGCUCCAACCCAGCGGACAGAGGGCAUCUCAACCUCUGACAUCAUCACACGCAUCGUCAGGGACUACGACGUGUACGUGAGGCGAAACCUCCAGCGUGGCUACACAGCCAAGGAGCUCAAUGUCAGCUUCAUUAACGAGAAGAAGUACCACCUGCAGGAGCACGUGGACAAGGUGAAGCAGAAGGUGCGGAACGUGGAGGAGAAGAGUAAGGAGUUUGUGCAGAAGGUGGAGGAGAAGAGCAUUGACCUCAUUCAGAAGUGGGAGGAGAAGUCCCGCGAGUUCAUCGGCAACUUCCUGCAGAUGUUCGGACCGGAGGGAGCGCUGAAACACAUGCUGAAGGAAGGGAAGGGGCGCAUGCUGCAAGCCAUCAGUCCCCACCAAAGUCCAUCCAGUAGCCCGACCCGCGAGCGCUCGCCUUCGCCCACCUUCCGCCUGCCUUUCUUCACCAAAACCUCGCCGCCCGCCUCACCUUUCUCCCAGCACAGCCACUCCGGCCCCCAGGCCAUCAGCGAGGAGGAGGAGGAGGAGGAUGACGACAACGAUGAUGACGAUCAUGAUGAAGACGAUGGACUUUAAGCCGCCGGCAACGAAACUGCAGAAACCCGAACAGACUUUGUGUACUAACAGCUCUCUGUCCCUCAAUGAGUGAGUGAAACCAAUACAAGGAGUACCGUGAGAGAAGCGCUCAGACCACACAGGGUCACAUACAGAGCCAUGUAACGGACGUACCAGGUGUGGGAGUGUUUAGGCGUGUCAGUAUUCAAGUUGUAGCGGUUAGCCUUUUAAUGGGUCAGGUUUGGGGGAAAGAUUCUGUUUUUACUUCACUAUGAUCAGUGUAUACAAUAUGGAUUUAUUUUUAGUUUUUUUUUAAACGGAAGCCUGCAAUCCAGUCCAGUUCCCAGCAACCUGUAUGAAGUUGGCCCUCCAUACAAUCAGAAACCCACCAUUUGUGCUAUUUUUAAAAUUAUGUGAAAAUAUAUAUUUAAAAUCAUUCUCACCAACGUCGGCGUCCAAAUCUAAUAAAACAGUCUCAUUUGUGCUGCCAAAAGAAACAUUUGUGCUAAUGUAUUUUUUCAGUGAAUUGAGCUUUCACACCUUUCACAGUGACCAAUGUUUAGGCUGACUCUAACCAGCCCGGGUUUAAAAUGCAGUUAUGGCCUCAGCUUUAAACAAGACAGCCCGUGGCUAAGCAGCCAACAUGAGACAUUUACCACACGUUUGGACGUCAGUUCAGCAGCCUUGCGCAUGAACUUCACUUGAGAUUUUAAUAAUGUGCGUAAAAUACAGCAACAGAUUUUUUAAAAUUGAUAAGCAUGAAUAAAUGAGGACAAAAAAAUGCAAAGCGCCACUGUAAUGAAGCACUGGAAACUACUUGAGUGCUAUUGCUCCCCCUUGUGGAGAAUCUUAAGCCUGCUAAACACGCGUGAGUCAGCCCGGCAGUCACAUGAAGUUCUUUGCAUCUAAAAAGUUAGAUAAAUUGACUAAAGAGCUUCCUCAGAUCUUUUCUACAGCUGUCCAUUUUAGCCUGAGACAAUUGCCUGGAUGCAAUCACUUAACAAUAAUAAUAAUAAUAAUAAUAAAUGAAAUAUAUGAAACAUUGAAAAGAAAAAUAGGAACAACAAAAAUGUAGCACAUCACUGGUUUAAAAGACUAGUUGGACUAAUAGCAGUUAUAGCCAGAGAAAUGAAAUGGCUGAAAGCACAGCUGGUUCCUUUGUCAGCACAGAUCAGGCUAUUUUGGUUGUUAAUGGCCUGUAGGUGACGUCACUUUUUGGAAAAUUGCUUAUUAUUUCUUUCUAGGACAUUAACCAGCGCUACUGUGGCACAAAUGAACAGUUUACAUAGAAUAAAUCUACUCAAUUACAGCAUGUAGGCUACAGCGUAUGCCAUGAAACCCAGCGUCCUCAACAAACAACAGCUGGACAUGCAAGACAAUGAAUUCCAUUCAUUUAGGUUACAAGCUUCUUGCUUGUAUUUUUCCGUUCCACCUUAAAUGGUGCAGCAGUUACAUUCUUGUGUCCAGUUUAUUUCCAUUAAACUUAGUCUAAAAAGGGUCUCAUUAAAAAUGAGUCUUUGAUUUUAACUUUUUUAGGCCUAUUUAAUCGGUUUCUUUAUUUUCCGUAAAAAAUCCGCCUUUUUUCCCGAUUUCUGUGCAAGUCAGCACAGAUUAAGAAAGACUAGCUUUUGUCCUUUUGUCAGUACAUCACAGCCACUCCACCAAUUUUGAUGUUAUUUUUCUCAUUCUCCCAUCUGUUUUCCUCUAUUUCUUUUAUACGUUCACUCCUUUUCUGAUUGCAUGAGGCGCCGACUUCACCCAGGUGUGUGGAAGCCAAUGUGGUCCAGCUGGGGGUCCGUAAGGUCCUUGAUCUCACUGUAAAUCCAUAAAUCAGUGUUUGUGUCCUUUUUGACAAAAGCAGGAUUGCUGGAUCUGAUCAGAUGUGACGACCUGUCCACAUUUUCUACUUCAGAGUCGGUACUGUUGGGUCAGCGUUACUGGAUUACAGAGGCACUAAAAUAAGGCUACUUGUCCAGCUGGGGGAGCUUGAAGCAGGCUGCUGGUUUUGCACAUUAAGGGUUAAGCACUUCUGGGCCUCCGCUCUUUUUAACUGUGUGUGAUCGGUUGUUUCUUCCCAUCUUUUAUUAAAGCGAGUAUUGAUUCACUUUGGGUUUUAAAAAUGAUAAAGGCUAUUUAGUUUAUUUAUUUAUUUAACGCCCUAUCCUAGACUUUAUUUCACUGCGCAUUUUCCACAUUUCCCUGAUUUGUGAUCACUAAUUCCCAGUUUAAGACUAUCUUGGACGUGAAGUCGUUUUAAACUGAGAUUUUAAUUGUUUUUCUUGAGUUAAAGUUUGGUAAAGACGGCCUUGGGAGACUGUUUAGAGGUCGAACGUCCUGAUACGUGUGGGACGAUUUUGAUUUCACCGUGUUUUAAACGUGUUCGUGCACAAAUGUAUCACGUCUCACCGUAAAGCACUUGAAUGGAUGGGUUUGGCACAGGUCAGCUGUCACAUACGGACAUUUGCUUUUAGCACUCUCACCCAGUUCAGUAGGAGGCAGGAUGUGUAAAGUGAUUCUUGUGCUUCUGCCCACUUCUGUUUGCACAAGCCGAGUCUAGAAGCUGGAUUUUCUCAAAGGUCUUUGCCCUCCUUCUCCUAUUCUGACAAAAAGACCAAUAAACAAUCUUAAGUUACAAUGA
Molecule: messenger RNA, 3965 nt
Organism: Pygocentrus nattereri (red-bellied piranha)
Lineage: Eukaryota; Metazoa; Chordata; Actinopteri; Characiformes; Serrasalmidae
Gene: pcyt1aa
Product: phosphate cytidylyltransferase 1, choline, alpha a
Exons: 10
Coding region: 161-1348 (395 amino acids)
Biological process (GO): CDP-choline pathway
Cellular component (GO): endoplasmic reticulum
Molecular function (GO): choline-phosphate cytidylyltransferase activity; phosphatidylcholine binding
Source: RefSeq, a predicted model, not a curated record